AUGUACCAAGAACCUACUCCUAAGGUUGAAGCCCCUGUCUCCCCGGAUAUGAAGCGCCGUUCCCCUACAAAUGUUCUUUCGAAUGAGCUAAUUGAUUCUAUCAAUGCAGAAUCUGAAAUUCCAGUUAAUCAGGCAAAAAGGACAAAGCAGGAUGAUGAGAGUUUAUUAGAUACCAAAGAACAAUCAACACCUAUAAUUACAACAUUACAAGAACAUAAUAUUGAACCGAAGAUUGAGACUAAUAUUGAAUCACAGGUUCUAACUAACAUUGGUAUUAAUAAAAACAACAGGACAAAUAAUAUUGUUCCUGAAGAUAAGAAUACCCAAGUAACAAUUAAGGAGGAACAUUUUACAGCAACAAUUGAAGGAGGAGACUCCAAUCAAAAGGUAUCUGAAAUGAGAGAAAAACUCCAAAUUGGUAGUGAAAAUUCCCCACCUUGUAAACAGGAAGAUCAAAGUCAAGAACAAAAAUCUGAACAUCAACAACAGACACAUGAAAUAUCAGGAAAUAAUGAUAACUCAGGAAAGAAAAAUGAUACCAAAUAUGAAAUACGCCUUUUAUUGGCAACAAAAAUGGCUGGUGCUGUUAUAGGAAGACAAGGUUCUGUUAUUAAAAAACUUCGUACGGAGUAUAAUGCUAACAUUAGUAUUCCUGAUAAAAAGAUGCCUGAAAGAGUUCUUACAAUAAGUGCAUCUUUUGAUAAUAUUAUGAAAAUAUUUGACGUUGUAUUACCAAGAAUAUUGGAGGAACAAAGAAAUACAACCGAUGAUAAUGAAGUACGUAUGAUAGUUCAUCAAUCACAGGCUGGUGCAAUUAUUGGAAGAGGUGGUUCUAAAGUCAAGGAACUUCGUGAAAAAAGUCAUGCUUACCUUAAAGUUUAUACCGAUUUUUGUCCACGUUCCACUGAUCGUGUUAUCCAAAUAACUGGUAAUCAGGAAAAGAUUAGAACUGCUGUUUCAUUAAUUAUUGAUUAUUUGAGGACAAUACCAAUUAAAGGAAAUAUUCAGAAUUAUGAUGCAUCCAAUUAUAACCCAUCUCACAUCAAUAGUUAUGGUGGAUAUCCUAGUCCAAUGAUGGGAAGGGAUAUUCUACCACCAUAUCAAUUACCUCAUGGUAGAGGUAUACAAAUGCAUUCUAGAGGACCUGAACGUUCAUAUUAUGAUCCAGGUUAUUCAUAUAAUGGUCCACCAAUGUAUAAUUGUAAUACCAAAAGAUCUGGUGGAGGUGGUGGUGGUUAUCAGGGACCUCCGCCACAAUAUAGUAGACCAGCUCCUAUAGAUUAUGUUGGUAUUAAUAGAUCUGGUGGGAUACCUCCGCCUCCUCCUGGUGGACAAGAUUAUACUAUUCAAACAAAUCAGGUAUCCAUUCCAAAUAACUAUUGUGGAUUAGUUAUCGGAAAAGAGGGUUCCAAAAUAAAGCAGAUAAGACAGAAAUCUGGAGCUAAAAUUGAUGUCGAACCAAGUAAUGGAUCUCUUGAUCGGAUAAUUACUAUACAAGGUACUUAUUCACAAAUUCAAAUGGCACAAUAUCUUCUUCAAAGUUGUAUUAAAAACCAAGAAUCUACAGGUGCAAAGAGGACUUAUGGUGGACAACGUUAUCAAUAA
This is a messenger RNA of Strongyloides ratti, 1605 nucleotides long. Its product is annotated as Heterogeneous nuclear ribonucleoprotein K. The transcript has 5 exons. The coding region runs from base 1 to 1605 and encodes 534 amino acids. Gene Ontology annotation, biological process: regulation of transcription by RNA polymerase II; regulation of mRNA splicing, via spliceosome. Gene Ontology annotation, molecular function: mRNA binding. Gene Ontology annotation, cellular component: nucleus; cytoplasm. The record is from RefSeq and is a predicted model, not a curated record. NCBI's taxonomy places the organism in Eukaryota, Metazoa, Nematoda, Chromadorea, Rhabditida, Strongyloididae.